Messenger RNA from Sodiomyces alkalinus F11, 903 nucleotides. Its product is annotated as ankyrin. The transcript has 2 exons. Bases 115 to 816 code for a protein of 233 amino acids. Lineage: Eukaryota; Fungi; Ascomycota; Sordariomycetes; Glomerellales; Plectosphaerellaceae. Gene Ontology annotation, molecular function: protein binding. The record is from RefSeq and is a predicted model, not a curated record.
UGGUUCUGUUUAUGCCAUCUUAAUCUUAAUCUUCCUUCUAUCGAGCUUUUGUUUUGCACCGCCAGCAAUGCCACUCUCCACCACCUUAAGUCGCCUUGCAACCCCAACGUCGAGAUGCUAGAGCCAAGUAUUCGCAUCCGCCGCGCCAUCGUCGCCAACGACGCCCUGCUGGUCAAGCGCAUCCUCAAAUCCCACCGCGAAGUCCUCCACAACCCCGAUGCAUCCCCCGAGGGUCUAUCCAACUCCAACCUCCAUCUGGCCGCCUCGUUAGGCCAUCUUCCAGUCUGCAAGGUCCUCAUCGAGUUUGGUCACGAGGACCCAGACCCCGCCCUCAACGAGAACCUGCAGACAGCGCUCAUGCUCGCGGCCGCCGGCGGCCACACCGAGGUGGUGCACUUCCUGUGCGAGCUGAAUCCCGAAAUCGUCCUUCGCCGGGACGCCCGCGGCCGCGACGCCAUCAUGGAGGCCAGUCGCAACGGCCACGACACGGUCCUCCAAAUCCUCCUGACCUACGUCCCCGGCGGACCCGAACAGGCGGUCCAACGCGUCGACACGGACGGCAAUACCGCGCUUCAUUUCGCCAGCGGCAACGGAAACCUACUCGUUCUCCGGACGCUCCUCGCCGCCGGCGCCGAUGCCGAGCGUAAGAACAACUGGAAUUGGACGGCCCUCUCCUACAGCGCCACGGUCCAGGCCGAAGUCUAUCUCAAGGGCUUGGUCGCCGAGGUAGAGCGGAGGAAGCAGAUACGCCAGGAGAUCGAGGAGAAAAAGAAGGCGGGGGGUGUCCGUCUUGUCGAGGAAAGUGAGCAGGGUUGAGGACGCAAGCUCUGCGCGGUCAAUUUGACGUUUAGUCAUGCCUGGUGACCGUGACCAAUACGCCAUCGACCUGUGACGCCUGAUCGG